AUGGGGGACGAGCAUGAUAAAUUGCUCCCCGUUGCGAAUGUGGGUCGGAUCAUGAAACGGGUCCUACCACCCACAGCAAAAAUCUCAAAAGAAGCCAAAGAAACCAUACAAGAGUGUGCGUCAGAGUUCAUUAGUUUUGUGACCGGUGAGGCAUCUGACAAGUGUCAAAAGGAGAACCGCAAGACCGUGAAUGGAGAUGACAUCUGUUGGGCUCUCGGGUCGCUAGGGUUUGAUGACUACUCCCAGGCCAUUGUUCGCUACUUGCAUAAGCAUAGAGAAUUUGAGAGAGACCGAGCAUCGGCAGCUGCCCACUUCAAACACUCACCAAAAUAA
This is a messenger RNA of Helianthus annuus (common sunflower), 333 nucleotides long. Its product is annotated as nuclear transcription factor Y subunit B-5. Gene Ontology annotation, molecular function: DNA-binding transcription activator activity, RNA polymerase II-specific; RNA polymerase II cis-regulatory region sequence-specific DNA binding; protein heterodimerization activity. NCBI's taxonomy places the organism in Eukaryota, Viridiplantae, Streptophyta, Magnoliopsida, Asterales, Asteraceae. The transcript has a single exon. Gene Ontology annotation, biological process: regulation of transcription by RNA polymerase II. Bases 1 to 333 code for a protein of 110 amino acids. The record is from RefSeq and is a predicted model, not a curated record. Gene Ontology annotation, cellular component: CCAAT-binding factor complex; nucleus.